Messenger RNA from Daldinia loculata, 2397 nucleotides. RefSeq lists its product as uncharacterized. Lineage: Eukaryota; Fungi; Ascomycota; Sordariomycetes; Xylariales; Hypoxylaceae. The record is from RefSeq and is a predicted model, not a curated record. The transcript has 4 exons. Bases 1 to 2397 code for a protein of 798 amino acids.
AUGGAAGCACAACCGCCAUCAGCACCGGCUGCAUCAGCUGCAUCAGCUGCAACAGCUGUAACAGCUGCAGCGCCUCCCGCGUCUAGUUCAUCGCCCGUACAGGUGCAAGCUCCGUCGCCAGGUAACCAGCCAGUUGUUAACCCUCCGCCAAACCCUGCAACGCACUACCCGAACGGUCUCCCUCGUAGUAUUAAUGGACUUAACGGGGAUGCGGCCAACGGUUCGGAACCUACGCCUCCGGCAAGAGGGUCAUCCGAUUCGACAACACCCGUUCAACCGGCAGCGCCGUCCCCGACAGCAACUGCAACACCGGUAUUGGCAGCCCGGGCAGUGGCGGCGGUAGCGGCAAGUACGUCGGCACCACCUCCGGCUCCUGCUCCUACUCGUACCCCUACACUCCCAACUAUAGCAGCAAAACCACUCAAACCAAUGGUAAUAUAUACACCUUCGCAGCCGCAUCCUCAUUCUCAACCGCGUCAACCUUUGCAGCGCCAGCCUUCCACAGGAUCCACACAUAAGAUUUCUAUCGUAGAUCCUCCUCGAGCCUAUUCGCGACCGAGAAGCAACAACCCGCAGCUACCAAACGUCUCUCCUACUCAGGGCUUCCCGUCUCCCCGAAGAGAACACCAUCUCGAGAAUCCAAAGUUUACCGAUGACUUAUCUCGUCUCACUCAUGCUAUGCAGCAAUCUGUUCCUGCUGCUGUGAGAAGGGUCAUUCGCGAUAACUGGGAGAAGUGCCUACUUGGUUCAGAAUUCCACCACGCGUUCCUUCUGAACGCUGUUAUUCAUCACUCCAACGGGGUUAUAAUUCGACGGUCUAUUAAGGAUUUUGGUGCCAAGAUGGUGUCCGAAUCAAAGCACGAGAUUGUCUCUCACCUCUCAACUGCUGACCUGAAUGAACUGGCCAAUGACAUACUCGAAAAGGCCAGCGACUACUUCUUAGAUCAGGCGCUGGAGAAACGACUGAGGAGUAUUGACGCACGUUCUCUCAUCAACGCCCUUGCUCGCGCUGAGCGUCUUGGUUAUGAGAAUAGCGAUAUACUCGAUGACCGGAAAGGAAACAGGUCUAGAUUCAAUCCAGCACCCUUCGAUCCGUCACCCAACCCCAUCCAAAUUACGCCUAUCUCUAAAUCACACCAUAAGCCUGGCUUGCCGACCCAGCCGCAAGUACUGGCACGUGCUCCUCCGACUCCUGUUCCCACCGUGUUGCAGUGUCCUCUGUGCUGGCGCAAGUUUGAUAAUCCACAGCCUUACGAAUAUCAUGUUCAAAAGCAAGUAUGCACUAAAGAACCUCCCAAUAAGGAAGGAUUCCCCUUUUCAUGCGUAUAUUGUGGUGCCGGCUUCAUUACCAAAGUUGGUCAGCAAUAUCAUCUUGCUAAUCAUGUAUGCGGUGACCAUGGUACUAUGCCAGCAACGCCUAAAAGACCGGCGAACGCUGGAUCGCCUAUCACGCUCUCGUCAGGCAACAACAGCCCAGUUCAGCCUCCAUCUACUCUAACGUUCCCCCCAGGAAGCCAGCAAAGGUUCCGUGCCACACUUAAGCCUACUGCAACCCCUAUAACUGCAACACCUAUAACUGCAACACCUGUACAUCAUCGGCCAGUAUCGACUCCUAGAUCUCUGCCCAAGGAGCAGGAUCCGUAUGCCCAUCUGCAUCCUGCUACACGGGAAAGACUAGAGGAAGAACUGCAGCAAGCUGAAGCCACGUAUACCGCUCGCAUCAAAGAAGCAGAGGCGAUACAAGAUCCAGCUCAACGACAGCUCAAGAUCGAUGGUCUGCAGAAUAGCUUCAGCACUAAACAGAGUAUCAUUAGGAAGAAGUACGGCGUCCGGCUUAGAAACCGGCGGACAAAGGCCGAGAUUGAUGACGAGCGUCAACGUAUGGGCUUCAAGCAUAGCAGUCCCGGCCAGGCAGAGGAUACACCAAGCGCGAAGCGUCAACGAACUGACGAUGGCCCUUCUUAUCCAAAUCCCCAGGCUCCUCCAAGUAGCAAUGGUCCCGAACCUAAGAGUUAUCAUAUACCCGUAGCGGAUAUGUCAGCUGGGUUAGGCGGUUCGAGCGCAACAGCAACCACCACCGACCCUACACUACCGAAACCUUCUUCAGAGCAGCAGCAGCAGCAGCAGCAGCAGCAGUCGCCUACACAGACCAGCCUUUCAUCAUUACAACGCAAAGGUUACCGGGUCUCGUCUCACCUCUCACAACCAAACCAAGUUUCCCCAAUAGAUACCACGAUGGAAGGAUCUACUACUCAACGAAGCGGCUCAGCGUCAGCCCCCGUAGUAGUAGACGAGGACGACUCUUCAGACACCGACUCAGACGGAGAUAUACCCGCGAGUCUACCACCCCGCAGAGCCAGCAAUACGCCUACAAGUUCGAAGGGUCUAGCAGGAUAA